GCAGGUGCCAUGACUCAGCAGCCCCAGGAGGGCUUCGACAGGAGCGUGGAGGACGCCUGGGAGUGGAUGAAGGCCGUGCAGGAUCAGCUGCAGAUCAACGACAACACCCAGGGGCCCCGUGCCGCCCUGGAGGCCAGGCUUCGGGAGACCGAGAAAAUAUGCCAGCUAGAGCCAGAGGGGCGCAUGAAGGUGGACCUGGUGUUGCAGGCAGCCGAGGCGCUCCUGGCAUGCUGCGACGAAGCCCAGAAGCCUGCCAUCCUGGCCCAGCUCAGGGACAUCAAGGCCCAGUGGGAGGAGACAGUCACCUACAUGACUCACUGUCACAGCCGCAUCGAGUGGGUGUGGCUGCACUGGAGCGAAUACCUGCUGGCCCGAGAUGAGUUCUACCGCUGGUUCCAGAAGAUGAUGGUGGUGCUGGAGCCCCCCGCGGAGCUGCAGCUGGGCCUGAAGGAGAAGCAGUGGCAGCUGAGCCACGCCCAGGUGCUGCUGCAGAACGUGGACAACCAGGCCGUGCUCCUGGACCGGCUGCUGGAGGAGGCGGCCUCCCUGUUCAACAGGAUCGGGGACCCCAGCGUGGAUGAAGAUGCCCAGAAGAGGAUGAAGGCCGAGUACGACGCCGUGAAGGCCAGAGCCCGGGACAGGGUGCGCCUGCUGGAGCAGGUGGCCCGGGAGCACGAGCAUUUCCAGGCCCACGUGGACGAGUUCCAGCUGUGGCUGCAGGCGGUGGUGGAGAAGGUGAACGGCUGCAUGGGGCGGAGCUGCAAGCUCACCACCAAGCGCCGUCUCUCUGCGCUGCAGGACAUCGCCAAAGAGUUCCCCAGGGGUGAGGAGUCUUUGAAGAGACUGGAGGAAGAGGCUAUGGGGGUCAUCCAAAAUACCUCUCCUUUGGGUGCAGAGAAGAUCACUGAAGAACUGGAAGAGAUGCAGAAAGUUCUGGAGAAACUUCGAGCCCUCUGGGAGGAAGAAGAGGGGCGGCUCCGGGGCCUGCUCAAGUCCAAGGGAGCCUUUGAGCGGCAGAGGAAGCAGCUGGAGGCCGAGCUGGGAGAGUUCAGGAAGGGCCUGCAGAGGCUGGCCGAGGAGGGCCUGGAGCCCGCUGCGAAGGCAGGCACUGAGGACGAGCUGGUGGCCCGCUGGAGACUCCACUCGGCCACGCGGGUGGCACUGGCCACGGAGGAGCCCCGGGUGGACCGGCUGCAGGCCCAGCUGAAGGAGCUCAUUGUCCUCCCCCAUGACCUGCAGCAGCUCCCGGACAGCGUCAUCGCUGCCAUCCAGGAGUUCCAGAGCAUGAAAGGAAAGAGUUCCAGGCUGCGCAAUGCUGCGGGCGUGGAGCUGUGGCAGCGUUUCCAGCGGCCGCUGCAGGACCUGCAGCUGUGGAGGGCGCUGGCCCAGAGGCUCCUGGAUGUCACCGCCAGCCUGCCAGACCUGCCCUCCAUUCACACGUUCCUGCCCCAGAUUGAGGCGGCCCUGGCAGAAAGCUCCCGCCUGAAGCAGCAGCUGACCAUGCUGCCGCUGAAGAAAGACCUGCUGGGCAGUGUCUUCGGCCAGGAGAGGUCCACUGCCCUCCUGGAGCAGGUGGCGAGUUCCGUGAGGGACAGAGACCUGCUACACAACAGCCUCCUGCAGAGGAAGAGCAAGCUGCAGAGCUUGCUUGCUCAGCACAAAGACUUCGGGGCUGCUUUCGAGCCCCUGCAGAGGACGCUCUCGGACCUCCAGAUCAGGGUCCAAGCCGAGAAUGAGCUUCAGCGGGACCUUCCUGGGAAACAGGCCCAGCUUUCAAGGUUGCAGGGGCUGCAGGAAGAGGGGCUGGACCUGGGGGUGCAGAUGGAGGCCACCAGGCCUUUCAUCCAGGGGAACCCUAACCACCAGCACAAAAUGGACCAGCUUUCCGCCAACUACCAGGCCCUGCAGAGGUCUCUGGAGGACCUCGUGGAUGGGUGCCAGCGGAGCAUGCGGGAACACUGCACCUUCAGCCACGAGCUGCUGGAGCUGCAACAGUGGAUAGCUGUGGUCACUCAGAAGCUGGAGUCGUACCUGGGGGACACGGGCCCGUGGGAUGCCCAGGCCCGAGAGGCUGAAGUCCAGCGGCUGCUGGCUGAAUUCCCCGAGAAGGAGGCCCAGCUGUCCCUGACCGAAGCGCACGGCUGUCUGGUGAUGGAGAAGUCCUCCCUAGAAGGGGCCGCUGUGGUCCAGGAGGAGCUGGGGGCGCUGGCGGAGUCGUGGCGGGCCCUGCGGCUGCUGGAGGAAAGCCUGCUGAGCCUCAUAAGGAACCGGCAGCUGCAGGGGACAGAAGUGGACUCAGGGAAGAAAAUGAUUUUCACCAAUAACAUCCCGAAGAGCGGGUUCCUCAUCAACCCCACGGACCCCAUCCCCAGGCGGCACCGUCAGGCAGAGCUGCUCCAGGACGCAGAAGGCAGCGGGGAAGGCUUCCCCCAGCUCCGGAGGCGCUUCGAGCAGUGGCUGCAGGUGGAAAACGCUAAGCUGGUGAGAAUCAUCGCAAUGAGAGCUGCCACGGCCAAGGACACGAGGACCAGAGAAACGAAGCUGCAGGAACUGGAGGCUCGGGUACCAGAAGGCCAGCAUCUCUUUGAGAACCUCCUUCGUCUCGGGCCAGCAAGGGGGACCCCGGAGGAGCUGGAGGACCUGCGCUACCGGUGGAUGCUGUACAAGUCCAAGCUCAAGGACUCCAGCCAGCUGCUGACGCAGAGCUCUCCAGGGCAGCCGACUGGAUUCCAGAAGCCCCGGUGGUGGCGCCAGGGGCCCCGCGCCCUCCUCCGCAGGGUGUGCUGCGUGGCAUUGCCCCUGCAGCUGCUGCUGCUGCUGCUCCUGCUGCUGCUGCUCCUGCUCCCCGUGGGCGAAGACGACCGCAGCUGCACGCUGGCCAACAACUUCGCCCGCUCCUUCACGCUCGUGCUCCGCUACAGCGGCCCCCCGCCCACCUAGCCCCCGGGGGCGCCCGGUGACUCUCCUCCAACCUUCCAUCGGCCCGAGCUCCCCCCGAGGGUGCCGGGGACGCUGGAGACGGGCCGGCCAGGUGGCAGAGCCGCCCUGUGUAGACACCGUAUCCACGUUUCCAGCGCAGAGCUCCUUUUUAUACAGUGUCCUCUCAGUCUGUUUAUACGGAAUGUAUACUGCGUGGCCAGGAAUGAUGUACAGAAUUUUUAUAUACUCUGUGUAAAUGCUCAGCGUGUACAGUCUCAUAGAUGGCAUCUAUUCGUGGUUGGGGGAAAGCUGAGGCAUUUUGGCCUUGGUCUGCUGUCAGCCCUGGAAACCCAAACGUGCCCCUUGGAUGGCCACCUCUUACCCAGAGGCCAACCCCAACCCAGAUGUUACUGCGAAGGCCCCUGAGCCGUCACACGGAUGAACAGCCCAGGCCCUCCCUCACCGCCCAGUGACUCUUGUUUUAGGCACAAGGAGAACAAACCGGCUUGUCUAGUUUUAAAAAUGACAGCAGGUUCGGUGCUAUGGGUUAGAAGCAGAAAUGGUGAUGACCAGUGGCAGGCCCAGUGACAGCAGUGAAAAGUGACAAGUGAUAGAGUGACAUGAAGGAGAGGGGAGACCUACAGAGAGCAGACCCAGGAAGGACUAAGAGGCGCCGCAGAACGGGGGCACCGCGUGCAGGAGCCCCGGCAGCAGGGACCGUGACGUGUGUCCGUGACCACGCUCGGAGUCUCCGGGAAACGGUUAGAUGGCGCCCCGUGUUCUGUUCAGGGAGAAAAUCAAGGAGAGAGACGUCACCGCUAAGAUCUCCGUGGAGCGAGGGGAGCACGCUCCGUGUGCAGCAGCCGCCUGACAGUGACAGUCACGGGGAGGCUGUGUUACCUCCCAGCCACUCUUGGUCUGAGCUUGUCAACUUCUCCAACUCAAGCUGAAGGGACAGAAGGGGAGCCCCUGUCACACUAGGGAAGAGGGAUUGAGUGUCCAAGACAGAGACGAGAGCUCGGCCUUGGAACUCGGCCCAUCUGAAGGGCUCUCCCUCCUGCUCCCAGAAGGGACUUUGGACAGAGGCAGGUCCUCUGGACCAAGAAUGUCCCACACGUGCUCCCACAGGGGAGCCAGGCCCCAGGUGCCCCAAACCUGGCCCUCUCCCUCUCUGCCAGAGCUAGGCAUCUGGGCUCCAUGUACCAUCCGGGCAGGGGACUCUGUGCUGGGUCCCGAGGCCAGCAACAUGCCCUUCCUCCCCUGGGAACUCGAGUGAUUCCUAAGCACUGUAUAACUGGAUCGUGUUUUCAUUAAACCAACACUAAGUUUUCCUUUUAAAAAA
This is a messenger RNA of Miniopterus natalensis, 4261 nucleotides long. The record is from RefSeq and is a predicted model, not a curated record. Lineage: Eukaryota; Metazoa; Chordata; Mammalia; Chiroptera; Miniopteridae.